Meyerozyma guilliermondii ATCC 6260 is the source of this 2850-nucleotide messenger RNA. RefSeq names its product ATP-dependent RNA helicase (gene NAM7). Gene Ontology annotation, molecular function: zinc ion binding; RNA binding; RNA helicase activity. The record is from RefSeq and is a predicted model, not a curated record. Gene Ontology annotation, cellular component: cytoplasm. Gene Ontology annotation, biological process: nuclear-transcribed mRNA catabolic process, nonsense-mediated decay. The transcript has a single exon. Lineage: Eukaryota; Fungi; Ascomycota; Pichiomycetes; Serinales; Debaryomycetaceae. Bases 1 to 2850 code for a protein of 949 amino acids.
AUGGACUUUGAAGAUGACGACGAUAAGCUCCUCCGCGAGUCCACAGAACAGCAUAAUUCGCUCCAAGAACCGUCUCACGACGAACACCCACUAACUGAACGUAUUCCUCAUGCUUGUGCCUAUUGCGGAAUUCACGCCACAAAUUGUGUGGUCAAGUGUAACACUUGCAAUAAAUGGUUUUGCAAUUCCAAGUCAGGAGACAAAGGUUCACAUAUUGUGUCGCACUUGAUUCUCUCUCGCCAUCGUAUAGUCUCGUUGCACGAAGAAUCAGACCUUGGGGACACCGUUCUCGAAUGUUACAAUUGUGGUAACAAAAACGUCUUCAUCUUAGGAUACGUUAGCGCAAAGCAAGAGUCUGUCGUGGUGAUACUAUGUCGUCUUCCUUGUGCCCAGCAGAAGGAUAUCAAUUGGGACACAAACCAAUGGCAGCCGUUGAUUGAAGAAAGGCAAUUUUUACCAUGGAUCGCUGGAAACCCGGAGGAACAUGAUCAAAUCGAAGCAAUUCCGAUCACCCACGCUCAAAUAUCAAAGCUUGAAGCUCAGUGGAGGCUCAACCGCGAUGCUACGAUCGAGGAUAUUGACCAGAAAGGUGAAGAAGAGGAAGAAGUGCUUCCUAUUUUGAUGCGCUACAACGAUGCAUUCCAGUACCAGCGUGCAUUUGGUCCACUUUUGCACUUGGAAGCAGAGUAUGAUAAAGGCAUGAAGGAGUCCCAGGCUCUCGAACACAUAACCAUUCGCUGGGCGAUGGGGCUUAACAAGAGACAUCUUGCCUCGUUCAUUCUUUCCACCUUCGAAACCUCAUCUUUAAAGGUGGCUGUGGGCGAUGAGAUCAUUCUCCAUUACAACGGCGGUGACCGCGAGCCAUGGCAAGGUUCAGGAUUUAUUGUGAGGUUGCCCAAUGCCUAUCACAAUGAAUUUACUCUCGAACUCAACCCACAGAAAAAUGCUCCUCCAACUCAUCUCACUACUAAUUUCACCGCCGAAUUUGUAUGGAAAGGAACCUCUUACAACCGGAUGCAACAUGCCCUCAAAUCUUUUGCUGUGGACGAAAAGUCUGUUUCUGGCUAUAUCUACCAUCGCAUAUUAGGACAUAAUGUCGAACCGGUGGAGUUUUCGUUUAAUUUACCGGAAAAGCUAUCAAUACCAAACUUGACGGCAUUGAACGAAUCACAGGAAAAUGCGGUUAGAACCGUGUUACAGCGACCACUCUCGUUGAUUCAAGGUCCUCCAGGAACCGGCAAAACGUUCACAUCGGCAACAAUAAUCUACCAUCUUCGAAACAUGAUCAACAAAAAACCAUCAGGAAAGAAAUCCUCAAAGAGCAAAAAGAAGCAAACAGCAGAGAAGAUUUUGGUUUGUGCACCAUCAAAUGUGGCUGUAGACCACCUCGCUGAAAAGAUUGCAAACCUCGGUGUAAAGGUGAUGAGACUUACUGCCAAAUCUCGGGAAGAUGCAGAGAGUCUGGUAUCGCACUUGUCAUUGCACAACUUGAUAGUUCAAACCAACAAACGUCUUCAGAAACUUCAAGAUAAAAAAAAUGCCGAGGGAGAGUUACUGGCGAAGGAAGCUGUGGAAUUCCACAAGUUGACCAGAAAGGCAGAAAAAUCGGUUAUGGAAGAUUGUGAAGUUAUCUGCUCCACAUGCGUAGGAGCAGGAGAUCAUAGAUUGGACUCGAUGGUUUUCCGAGCCGUAUUAAUCGAUGAAAGCACCCAGGCUUCAGAACCAGAAAUCAUGAUCCCGAUAGUGAAGGGUGCGAAGCAGGUUAUACUUGUUGGAGAUCACCAGCAAUUGGGCCCAGUUAUUCUUCACAAAAAAGCAGGCGAUGCUGGAUUGAAACAGUCGCUUUUUGAAAGACUUGUGGUGUUGGGACAUGUACCCAUUCGUCUUGAAGUGCAAUAUAGAAUGCACCCAUGUCUUUCUGAAUUUCCAUCAAAUAUGUUCUACGAAGGCUCAUUGCAAAACGGAGUUUCAAGCGAAAGCAGAACAUUUAAAAACGAAACUUUCCCAUGGCCAGUUUUGGAUUUCCCUAUGAUGUUCUGGGCCAAUUAUGGUCGGGAAGAGAUUUCGGCGAGCGGAUAUUCGUAUCUUAAUAGAGUCGAGGCGAUGAAUGUGGAGAAAAUCAUUACAAGAUUGUUCAAGCAAGGCGUAAAAGCCGAGCAGAUUGGCGUGGUGACACCCUACGAGGGCCAGCGAGCAUAUAUUCUUCAACAUAUGCUGUUAACUGGUUCUUUGGUGGAUAAAAGAGAGCAGUAUUCCGAAGUUGAAGUUGCCAGUGUCGAUGCAUUUCAAGGUAGGGAGAAAGACUAUAUUAUCUUGAGUUGUGUUAGAGCCAAUGAAACCCACGGAAUCGGAUUUUUAAGUGAUUCUCGACGCUUAAAUGUUGCACUCACCCGAGCUAAGUAUGGGUUGGUCAUCGUUGGUAACCCAAGGUGCUUGUCCAAGAACAAGCUCUGGAACCACCUUCUUAUUCAUUUCAGAGAAAAGGGAUGUCUUGUUGAAGGACCAUUGGAUAACCUUCAACUUUCAAUGGUGCAAUUGAGACAGACUCCAGCAAGUAUAAUGCCCAUGCAAACGAGAAACUUUAUGGACGACGACACCGCCAGUGUGAUGUCGUAUGUUGCUGCACCAAGACAAGACCACAGCAACGAGGAAGCUCAAUGGCCUCGUUUGCGCAAGGAACAAAAUGGCAAUGAUAACGUUUAUGGAUCAGUUUCGCACCCAUUGUCAUCCAACCAUUAUUCCAGAAUACAAGAUUCGCCGCCAGUGUAUGACAACGAGCGAAACUCUACACUUGAGCAAGACUUGAAGAGCUUAACCAAUGCUUUUGUUUCUGGUUUUUCUUUUGACUAA